GGCACAAUCGCUUCCCCACCCUUACUAGCAAUGCAGCAUCAACCUUCGCGUACACAGAAGCUAAUGCUCACCUCCUUCAUGCCAAUACAAUGCCACUGUCAACUUACAAGAAGCUGUGCACCGACCGAUCAACCAUCCAGCUGCCAUGCGCUCUCCUGAUCACCCCGUGACUGUGACAGACAGUGAAAUGCCAGGCCAGCCGCCCGUAUCCGGGCGGGUGCUGGCCGACUAUUUCUCCCGCGCCUUUUCGGAGUUUCGGCAGUCUGGCGCCAAGCUCUCCAUUGUCUGCAGCUCGUCGCCGGCUGCGCACCGUCAAAAUGGCCUGCCGACGCCGAUUCCGCCCCGGAUCCGCCCCCGCACGCUUAUCGUGCUAGACUCGUCCUUCAACCCGCCGACCCGGGCCCACCUGCGCAUGGCCGUAUCGUCGAUCCGCCAUCUUGUUAACAAAAAUAAGAACAGAAACGGCCAGCUCCAGCCCUUGGACACGCUGCGCCUGCUGCUCUUAUUGUCGAUCAACAACGCCGACAAGGCGCCCAAGCCGGCCGCGUUCGACCAGAGGCUCGCCAUGAUGUGGGCGUUUGCUCGAGACCUGCAGCGCCAGCUACAGAGUGACAGCGAUGCUGAGGGGGUCGAGGGAGGGCAGGAGGAGGAGCAGGGAGGAUUAACGGCCGAUCUAGGCCUCUCCACACUACCGUAUUUCCACGAAAAGAGCGCCGCCAUUGCCGAGUCGGAUUUCUACUACGGCCACGCCGCCGGUGACGGUGACGGUGACGGUGACGGUGGGAUGGACCAGCUGAUGCUUGUGGGCUACGACACGCUCAUCCGUAUUUUCAACCCGAAAUAUUACCACUCAUCAUCCACUGAUGAUGGGCCUGCGACGACGCCGAUGCAGCAGGCUCUUGAUCCACUUUUCGCGCGCGCCAGGCUGCGCAUGGUUAUGCGGGCGGACGACGAGUGGGGGAGCGCAACUGAGCAGCGGGCGUAUCUGGCGGACCUGCUCGAGGCGGAUGGGCUGAGCAGGGUGGGCGGGAGGAAAGAGUGGGCUAGCAGGAUCGAGAUCGAGAUGGUUGAGGGAGGACGUGGUGCUGGCGCGCAGGACGUCGCCGUCAGCAGCACCUACGCGCGGGCCGCGGCAAGAGACGGUGAUUCGCAGAGGCUGGACAAGAUGGUUUCGCCCAGUGUGAGGCAGUGGAUAGAGCAGGAGGGGCUCUACACAGAGUGAAUCUGCGACAGUAUGUAGAUGGAAAGACUAGAGACAUCACACAUUGCCGAAGCGUAGAGGUGGUUAGUGAUUUGGUUUGGAACUGCCAUCAACGGCACUCCGGUAGACAUUCUGAAGAGAGAUUCAGAACAGUGUGCCCAACCCUAAGGGAAAGCCACGAUCGGCUACCAGC
Messenger RNA from Canariomyces notabilis, 1394 nucleotides. RefSeq names its product Nucleotidylyl transferase. The transcript has a single exon. NCBI's taxonomy places the organism in Eukaryota, Fungi, Ascomycota, Sordariomycetes, Sordariales, Chaetomiaceae. Gene Ontology annotation, cellular component: nucleus; cytoplasm. The coding region runs from base 188 to 1222 and encodes 344 amino acids. Gene Ontology annotation, molecular function: nicotinamide-nucleotide adenylyltransferase activity; ATP hydrolysis activity. The record is from RefSeq and is a predicted model, not a curated record.